Molecule: messenger RNA, 6457 nt
Organism: Sinocyclocheilus rhinocerous
Lineage: Eukaryota; Metazoa; Chordata; Actinopteri; Cypriniformes; Cyprinidae
Product: FTS and Hook-interacting protein homolog
Exons: 13
Coding region: 461-3850 (1129 amino acids)
Biological process (GO): endosome organization; endosome to lysosome transport; early endosome to late endosome transport
Cellular component (GO): FHF complex
Source: RefSeq, a predicted model, not a curated record
GUGGAAUCUGAGGAGAAAGAUGGCUACGGGACGAAGGGAGAGGUUGACAAAUCUGAGAUUCGCUGUUUCAGGAUAGACAGGUUACGGCGGAGGACAAAGCGGAAAACGGCACUCGCUUGCGUGUGUGUGGAGGAGUCUAUGUAUCGGUAUGGCGUAUAGUGCCGACAGCAAACUGGAUGACAGGGCGUGCAGACAAGCCUCACAUGCUCACACACUGAUCACUGGUGUACAGUGACUGUUGCUGCAGACAUCAGCAGGAUUCCAUCCUUUCUAUGAUUUUACCUCUUAUUUCUUCAAGCUGGACUCUUCAUUUCUUGAUUUUUUGACGCCUUUUGUGAGCCGCCCUUCCCCCUUCCCCUUUUCCCUUUUCUAUCCCUCUCCACACUUCUCUUCCCUCUUUCCCCCCUUAUUCUUUCCCUGUUGACCUUUUGAUCAAAUUUGGAUCAGCCUGUACACUAAGAUGAGUUGGCUGAGUCGUUUAAAUCCAAGGGGUCCAGGCACUCGGACCGGUCGACAUGCAGCCCCAUCCAGCCCAUGCACUGCUGACCCCGAGACUUGUCUUAUGGUGUUUGAAAACCACUGGAGACAGGUGUCAGGGGUGUUGAAACUGAGAGAGUCUUCAGUGGGUGGCUAUGCUGAUGAUCUCACUGCAGUUCGCAAUCACACAGAUCAGAUGCUGUGCCUGCUAGCUGAAGAGAGACCAGCAGGGGGAGACACUGAAUCACCAGCAAUGGGUCCUAUUCUGGAGAUGGUGGUGGCAGAGAACAUCCUGGAUGAGUUGAUACAGUGGCAUGUGCGCCGUGGUCUGGAACCAGACAGCCAGCUAGAGCUGUUGAAAUUGUUUGAGAUGCUGAUCGGACAGUCACAUCAGCCCCUGCUCCUGCACAGUGCAGUGCUACAACCGCUCCUAAGCCUGCUGGGAGCAUGUGUGGAUUCCCAGCUGGGCUGCCCGCCUGCCCUAGAGUCCAGCCUCGUACUGCUGCUAUAUCAGGUAUGUGUGUGUAUGGCGAAGGAAACUGCCGUUUUGGAGUUGAUAUUUAGGUGUGGACUGGUACAGCAGGGUCCCACUAACCUGCUGAUCUUCUCCCUGUUGGCGCCAUUUAUUCAUCGAGAUGGCUCUCUGGGGCAGCAGGCCCGUGACGCACUGCUGCUCGUCAUGGCAACCUCUGCCAGCAACCACGCUGUUGCGCGUCACAUCGCAGAGAACUCCUACUUCUGCCCAGUGCUAGCGACAGGGCUGAGUGCACUGUACUCAUCCCUGCCACGGAAGAUUGAGGUACGGGGCGAUGACUGGCACGCCCUGCGGAGGGAGGAUUGGAUGGCCGUUUCCUCUCUAGUGCUGUUCAUGAACAGUCUUGAAUUCUGCAACGCUGUAGUACAGGUGGCACACCCCCUUGUGCGCUGCCAACUCCUUGACUACCUCCACAACGGCUUCCUGGUUCCAGUCAUGGGCCCCGCUCUGCACAAGUCGUCAGUGGAUGAGAUGAUAGCAAGCACGGCAUAUCUGGACUUGUUUUUACGCAGUAUCACAGAAACUUCCCUCCUUAAGACCUUCCUUCGCUUCAUUCUGUUGCAUCGCCAUGACAACGACACCAUCCUCGAUACACUACUCACACGCAUCAGCAGCAAUUCACGGCUGUGCAUGGUCUCUCUGAGUCUGUUCAAGACAUUGCUCAGUCUCAACUGUGAAGACCUCAUGCUCCAGCUUGUUCUCAGGUAUCUGUUGCCAUGCACACAUGUUAUGCUGAGUCAGCGAAGGGCAGUCAGAGAAACAGACCUCUAUGGCAAAUCAGCUGACAAGUUCCUUUCCCUCGUACCAGAAUGCUGCCGAAUCACUCCAGCACCCUCUAGUGAGCGGGAUGAUGAGCCUGCCUUUUGGGGAAAGGUGUUAGGUAGUCCCACUUCAGAGUCACCGGUUCACCCCAGACCCAGCACUCCUUCCCGCCUUGCUCUCUUUAUUCGACAGCAAAGCUCAGGAGGCCAAGCCAACCCACCCUCGUCUGGCUCGGAGAACGCUCCCUCUUCUCCUCGUGGUAGUGUUUCCUCCCCUCUGUCUCCUGACAGCCCAAUGCACCAACUCCCAAACACUUCAGAAGGAGAGACUGGCUACCUGGAGUAUCUGCGUGAUGCUCGCAGGGGUAUUGAGCUCUGCUCCUGGGCCUGUCGAGACUGGUCAGGCCCUUACGAUGGAGAAAAUCCCUCUCCAAACUCUGCUCCUCCUCCACCUCCCCCUCCUACAUCCAACCCCUCCCUCAAUAUUGUACAAGAGCAUUUCUCCAUAAUGGACCCCCCUCAGCAGAGGGCAGCAGUCGUGGCUGCAGCACGUGCAGAGUGGAGCAGUUCAGAUCGAGAUAGUGGAGAGUGGGAUGUUACCAUCAGCAAGAACUGUAUCAGUCUCACACCCCGCAGUAAGAAACGCAGCCUUCUUCCCAGCUCUAUACCUCUGCAGUCUUCAUCUUCUGCUUCAGUCUCUACAGAAAUAACCGGUGCUGUAGAAGCCAUAUCCCAACACUCUCAUUCAGCACCUCAUCCAUCGCUCUAUAAUGGGAUGGGGCAGGUGGAGCUCACAGACAGUGUGGAUGAGAGAAUGGAGGUUAAGAAAGUGAAAAGGGACUCUGAUGUAAAUAACAGUGUGGUGGAGUCGGGCAUGAACGGGUCGAUGGGUAUGGGCCCAGUUGACUACAAUGAUUUCCAUGUAGGAUCGGCAAUGAAAUCAUCUCAGGUGCAGGUGAAGCCACAUCUGCAACAUCAAACCUCCGUGCCCUCUUCUACCCAAGAGUGUCUACAAAUUGAGCGCCAGAGAUUAUCUCCUGUUCCUGCCUUGACCGAGACUUCCACAGUUCCCCGUGACAGCAGGGGUCUGGAGUCCGUUGAGCGUCUGAUUGAGGAGUUGCUGGAGCGGGCGCCGUCGGAGCCAUUGUCUGGAGACUCGAAAUGCCAGGGAAUCAGCAUAGAGGCUUUUCACCAGGAGCUGAGGGAGCUGGAGGAACGUGUAAGAGAGAGGAGGGUUCUCUCACGCAGCUCAGAGGAGUCCUCUCGGGAAUCUCGCACUGCUCCUGCUCCCAGCCUGACAGAUGAGGACUGUCUUCCAGUGGAGACUGAGCAGCGCUCCAGUGAAACGAAGCCUGACAGCUCUGCCACUGGGGUAUUUAGCCCCGCACGACUCCUUGGACCACCUCUUGCUCAACCAUACACAGGUCCAUUUAUAACAGUCCUGUUCAGUAAACUGGAGAGUAUGAUGCAGAACUCCUUAUAUGUGAACAUUUUGCUGACGGGUGUUGUGUUCCAGCUGGCCUGUUACCCUCAGCCUCUCCUUCGCUCUUUCCUCCUCAACGCCAACAUGGUGUUUCAACCCAGCGUUAAAUCACUCAUACAGGUGCUGGGAUCAGUAAAAAAUCGUAUUGAAGCAUUUGCGGCAUCACACGAGGAUUUCCCUGUCAUGUUAAGAAAGGCUCGCCAAUUUCUGGUUGCAAGAGGAAAGUUAGACUGGUCUGACUCACCCAUGGGAGUGCCCAACCUUCGUCGCUCAGACUCAUUAAUUAAAAGCCGAAAACCAUCUCUGGGCGAUCUUAUCCUGAGGCAUACCAACAGUCCUACGAGAGCUCGACAUGCAGCUCAGUUGGCCUUGGCCCACGUGAGAGAUGGAGGGCAGUCUCUGCACAGUGCUUUGUUUCGGGGUGGUGCGGCCGGGGGGGCCUCUGGCCUGGAGAAGCAGGCAGAGGCACUAAGGGUGAAAAAUGCGGUCUACUGUGCUGUUAUUUUCUCAGAGUUUCUCAAAGAGCUAGCAGCUCUUGCACAGGAGCAUGCCGUAGCCCUACCCUUCCCACCUAGUCAAGGCACUGAGGAAUAACACCAGGCCAAAAUUUUCCUCUAUACUUGCUUUAUCCACUGUUCCUGGCACUGAGCUGUAGACUAUUAUAUCCCUGAGAUUUUUCAAACAAACAGUCUUUUUUUCAAGGGACAUAAUGCACUCAAAGAGACAGGAAAAAUCAGUUGAUCAUAAAGGUAAAGAGAGAGGUCAUCUCUUGUUAAUAAUCUCAUGUGCAUAAUGUACAUUUUUUUUUUAAUUGUACAGGACCAUUAAUCCAUUAAGCUUUAGGAAAUUGUGCAUAUAAAUCUUGUAAAUAGUCUAUAUAAAAUAUCUAUGUGUAUAAUGAUUUUUGUACACUCAGAGACUUGCAUCCUUUAAGCUGGAGGAAUUUGGCCGUAAACUUGCACUCCCUACGUUUCCAAGUCACUUCAGAGACUAGCUAAAGUAGACUCACUACACACAGUUCUUUUAAACUUUUAUGGGUGCGGAAGUGCCAUUUACAUUUUUAGCAAUGUUGGACGGUUAUUUUGUCUUUUAUAGAAAAAUAGGUCUGUGAGAUCACACCAAGAUAUAUCAGAAAUAAUCAUCCCGCCUUUUUUAAAGGACGAGAUGUCAGAUGCUGUUUACCAAUUACACGCUGGGCAAUAAGUCCUCCGUAUCAUAGCAGGAUUUGCCGCUUUAUUGAGGCAUCUCUGAAAAAUCAACAAAUGACAAAAUACUCAAGUUCUGCCAAUCUCUAGCACACAUCUUUUCAUCCAACAGCUAGAGAGUGAUGUUAGAGCCCGUAAAGAGUGGAGAGGGUUCAUUUUCCUAACCUCCGUCCCAAUAAAAGCCUGACAAAUUUAGCAUAGAUGGUAAGUUUUAGUUUUCAUUCUCGUGUCGUGUUGCAGCAGCACAUUUUGUAGGAUGAGUUUUAGGAUGAGUUUCUGGCCGUUUCUUUAGUUUUUGAUGUAUCUUUAGUUUUUUUGGGAAAGGCACUGAUUUUUCUGCCCACAAAGCUCUCCUCCUAUACUGGAUGUUAGCGUCCCUUUUGGCGUCUAACUAGGUGCUAAUGUCUUAAAUAUUUGGCUGGUAUGAGCAAAGAGAAGCUUGCAUAAUAAUUACCUGUCCCUUUAAGGAGUAAGCCAAGUUAUGUGACUCAUAAGCCAUCUUAGUGUUGAAUCAAAGUGUUUUUUUUCCUGUUUAUUAGUUGAUUUUACUAGUGUAAUGGAGUAUGAGUGAAAUCAGCCGUAAUGUGUGCAUAGUGGAAACACCACGCCACUUAAUUUGUUUAUUGCCAAAAUACUUUAGACACCUUAAUUUUCAGAAUGGAAGUUAGGACAUGCAUGUGCAUUUAUGAGAUUUAUGAGUGUUUUUAACAGCAAGUGCGCAUGUUUUUUUUUUUUUAAACGGUAUCGUUUUUGCCCCUUGUGUAUCUUAAAUUGCAAUCAAUGCAAUGCUGAUCUGAAAUCAUCCAUCCAAGAGCUCUUUUAUCAUGCACAACCCAUAUGCGCAUUACCUCAGUUACUUCAUUUUCAUUGCAUGCAGUGUUCUUGCGGUUUCAUCUGUGUUAGUUCAGUAAUUCUGUUCGAUCCAAUAUCAUUUAGGGCAUAAUUUUUUUUAUCAGUUUCUAGAUGUAAGAGCAGACAAUUUGAAAGUCAGUUAUCUAUUAUUUUCUGGUUACAUCUAGCUGCUCAAUUGUCAAUCCAUCCAUUUUCCCCUCCUUAUCUAUCCACCCAUCCACAGAAGGUCUGUGCGGCACAUUAGUGUGAUGGUUCUCUGCUUUUGUUAGUUGAAAUCUGAAAUGUUUAGCAUGUAAAUUCCGUAUUUAAGGACAAUGGUAGACCACGUUGGUGUCAAGAAAAAUAAUUUGUGCUUUCCCUGAAACAUGCUCCAAUGUCUGCGUGGGUGAGAAAGAUGAAAUGGAAAGGAUAAAGAGCAAAUUGUUGAAUGAAGAAACGGUACAUAUAUGUUAGAGUUCAGUUAUCUCUAUGGAGACAGCGGUUAUUAUACUUCCGUUCAGUUUCUAAGUUAGAAAUCAAAUAGGCCUAUACAAUUGAUGUGUCAUAAGAUACAAAUGCACAAGAAACGCCCAUCGUUUUUAGGAUGUAAUUGUAUGCCUGACAUGGUGCAGAUAAGCAUGUUUUUCUUUUUAUACAUAAGUGUUUGAUAUGAUUUAGACAUUUUGAAAAAUCAGGAGCUCAUUGAUUGUGUAUGCUUGUUAUUGAAAAGUGUUUGUUUGAUCAAUAUACAUUGCACAGUUCUUAAGUUGAUUUUUCUGUAUUUGGUUUUCUGUCUUUUUUUUGUCACUCUCGAUUUGUUUGAGUGAAACGAUGAUGUUGACAAGGACUUCUGCAGCUUGUUAUCUAUGCAAACUGGUUUCUGUGUUUCUGAGUAAGCAAAGAUGGUUAAACUUUUGGGGACAAACACAAAUUAAAUUUGCAAUCUGGAACCCCACACUUCAAUAAUUUACUUAUCCCGUAUCGAUUCAAUAAUCUACUGGACUGUAUGGACUCUCAUGCAAAAUUAUGAAUGUUAUCUAAAUAUUUUUCUAUAUAUAAAAUGGAGGAGGAAAGUGGAACUGAAUGGGGAUUUAAAUCAACGAUGAAAACCUUCAAAGACAAACACUAAAAGGAAAUGUUUUUAUUAAUUUAUAAAUGUUUUACC